Messenger RNA from Pelodiscus sinensis (Chinese soft-shelled turtle), 1340 nucleotides. RefSeq names its product ER lipid raft associated 1 (gene ERLIN1). Gene Ontology annotation, cellular component: endoplasmic reticulum; endoplasmic reticulum membrane. Gene Ontology annotation, molecular function: cholesterol binding; ubiquitin protein ligase binding. NCBI's taxonomy places the organism in Eukaryota, Metazoa, Chordata, Testudines, Trionychidae. Gene Ontology annotation, biological process: SREBP signaling pathway. The record is from RefSeq and is a predicted model, not a curated record.
GCUGUGAUUCUGUUCGGUGAUUGGCUGGGGGAGGCGGAAGUAGCCGGGCGUGGCUGCGCAUGCGUGGGAGUGAUGUAUUCGGUGGCUCGUGAGGGGCGGCGCUGAGCAGGUUUUCUGAUCUGAACUUACAGCCACUGGCUCAUGUUUUUCCCUUGUCUGCCAGUUUAAAUAGCUCUCUCUCAGCUGUCUUCUGCCUGUAUAGAUGACGUUAGUAUGACUAUGGCCCAGUCUGGGGCGGUAGUAGCAGCUAUUGUGGGAGUCGUGGUUCUCCUCCUCUACUCCUCCAUUCACAAAGUUGAUGAGGGCCACCUGGCAGUGUAUUACAGGGGUGGUGCGUUAUUACCCAGCCCAACUGGACCAGGCUAUCACAUCAUGCUUCCGUUCAUUACCACCUUCAAGUCUGUGCAGACAACACUGCAAACAGAUGAAGUAAAAAACGUGCCUUGUGGGACAAGUGGAGGGGUUAUGAUCUACAUUGACCGAAUAGAAGUUGUGAACAAGUUAGCACCAUAUGCAGUGUACGAUAUUGUGAGGAACUACACUGCUGACUAUGAUAGGGCCCUGAUCUUCAAUAAGAUUCACCAUGAGCUGAAUCAGUUCUGCAGUGCCCACACCCUCCAGGAGGUGUACAUCGAGCUGUUUGAUCAGAUUGAUGAGAACUUGAAGCUGGCGCUGCAAAAAGAUCUGAAUGUCAUGGCUCCAGGUCUCACCAUCCAGGCGGUACGUGUUACGAAGCCCAAAAUCCCAGAAGCCAUCCGAAGAAACUUUGAACUAAUGGAGGCUGAAAAGACCAAACUGCUCAUAGCUGCCCAGAAGCAGAAGGUGGUGGAGAAGGAGGCGGAGACCGACAGGAAGAAGGCCCUCAUAGAGGCUGAGAAGGCAGCUGAGGUGGCCAAGAUUCAUUUUCGACAGAAGGUGAUGGAGAAGGAAACUGAGAAGAGAAUUUCAGAAAUUGAAGAUACUGUUUUCCUAGCCAGACAGAGAACGAAAGCUGAUGCAGGAUAUUACACGGCGCAGAAAAUGGCUGACUCGAACAAGCUGAAACUCACGCCGGCGUAUCUGGAGCUGAAGAAGUACCAGGCCAUCGCUGCCAACAGCAAGUUCUAUUUUGGUAACAGCAUCCCCAGCAUGUUUUCGGAUUCCUGCGCCUUCAAGCAGGUGGCUGUGCGGACUGUGUCAGAAGCCAGCCUCCUCUCCAAGGAGGAUCCUGCGCUCUCCAGGGAAAGCCACCUCAAAAAACCAGAGAGCACAGGCUGAUGCAAGGGGGGGGGGAGAGCUUCAGAAAGCUUUGGAGGAAAGGGCUGUGUGCUGCAGGGCACUGCUGUGGGGCAGCCACAGCA